UCAACCUCAGUUCCGCCCGGAGCUGGAGGAGACCGCGCGUGGCUUCUGCGGUCCCAGAGCCUCCGAGGGAGGAACUCGCGCCUGCGGCUGUGGACUCGGCUUCAGAUCCAACAUGGGCCUCCGGAGGCUGUUGUUGCCCACACCGCUCCGUUGGGCCUCGAGGGCCACUUUGCUGAGAGCCCCCGAGUGCAGAACCCGACGAUGGACACGCUCUGCCAGUGGGCAGUGUAGGGCUGUGAUAUUUGACAUGGGCGGCGUGCUAAUCCCUUCCCCAGGGAGAUUGGCUGCAGAAUGGGAAGUCAAAAAUCAGAUCCCUUCUGGAAGUACCCUGAAGGCCUUGAUCGCAGGUGGUGAAAACGGACCUUGGAUGAAGUUUAUGAGAGCAGAGAUAUCCACAGAGCAAUUUUUACAAGAAUUUAGGAGACAUUUUUCAGAAAUGUCAGAGACGUCGGUACCUGUGGACUCAUUUUUCUCCCUGCUGACCAGUGAGCGAGUAGCCAAGCAAAUCCCAGUGAUGACUGAGGCCAUAACUCGAAUCCGGGCAAAGGGUCUUCAGACUGCAGUCUUGAGCAAUAACUUCUUCCUGCCCAAUGGGAAAAGCUUUUUACCUCUGGACCGGAAACAGUUUGAUGUGGUUGUGGAAUCCUGCCUGGAAGGGAUCACUAAGCCAGACCCAAGGAUAUACAAGCUGUGCCUGGACCGCCUGGGUGUGCAGCCUUCUGAAUCCAUCUUCCUCGAUGAUCUGGGACCAAAUCUCAAAGCAGCUACUAGCCUGGGCAUGCGCACCAUUAAGGUCCGCAACCCAGAGGCUGCCAUCGAGGAACUGGAAGGUCUUUUGGGUUUUGCACUAAGAAGCAUUCCAAAUUCUGGGCCUGUGAGAAAGAACAUGGAAAUCCCAACAGAGUCCUUGCAGAAGUACCUCAGAGAACUUCUGGGUCCCUCAGCCGCAGGUCCAAUGGAGCUUCUUCAGUUUGACCACGGGCAGUCAAACCCAACGUACGCCAUCCGGGUGGCAGGCCAGCAGCUCGUUCUGAGGAAGAAGCCUCCAGGGAAGCUACUUCUCUCUGCUCAUGCGAUAGAGAGGGAGUUCAGGAUAAUGAAAGCCCUUUCGAAUGUUGGUGUCCCAGUGCCAAAAGUCCUUGACCUCUGCACCGAUUCCAGUGUCAUUGGCACCCCGUUCUAUCUGAUGGAGUACUGCCCCGGCAUCAUCUACAAAGACCCCUCACUGCCAGACUUGGAGCCCAGCCAGAGGCAAGCCAUAUACGCUGCCAUGAGCAAAGUCUUGUGCCAGAUCCACAGUGUGGACCUCAAGGCCGCAGGUCUAGAAGACUAUGGGAAACAUGAAAACUACAUUGCACGCCAGGUCCAGACCUGGACCAAACAGUACCGAGCCUCAGAAACCAGCACCAUCCCCUCGAUGGAGCGGCUCAUCGAAUGGCUGCCGCACCAUGUCCCCAAGCAGCAGAGGACCACAGUGGUGCAUGGGGACUUCAGGCUGGACAACCUGAUCUUCCAUCCUGAGAAGUCGGAGGUGCUAGCCGUCCUUGAUUGGGAACUCUCCACACUAGGGGACCCCCUGUCAGACGUGGCCUAUAGUUGCCUGGCUCACUUCCUCCCUUCCAGUUUUCCCCUUCUGAAAGGUUUGGGAGAGAGUGAUCUGCCUAAGCUGGGGAUCCCAAGCGCUGAGCAGCUCCUGGAUAUGUACCGUGAGCACGCCGGGAUCCCUGCCGUGGACAGCUGGAACUUCUACCUGGCUUUCUCCUUCUUCCGUGUGGCCGCCAUCCUGCAGGGGGUCUACAAACGCUCCCUCACAGGGCAAGCCAGCUCAGCAAACGCCAAGCAGAGUGGGAAGCUAACCGAAUUCAUGUCUAACCUGGCAUGGGAUUUUGCAAUCAAAGAAGGGUUCCAAGUUUUCAAAGCGAUGCCAGCCACACAGCCCUUGGCGAGGUCCUAUCACACACGGGCCAGUGCUCCGUCCCUACCCAGUCCUCCAGGCACUAGGGCCUACUGCUCUACACCCAGGUCGUCCCCAACUCCUGCUGCCUCACCAGGAACCCUGAUCCUCUCCCCUGAGGGUCUUAACGCACCCGUCAGGGAGCUGUAUCAGCGGCUGAAGAAGUUCAUGGACCGCCAUGUGUAUCCCGCGGAGCCAGAACUGUGUCGUCAUCAGGUUUCAGCCAAGAAGUGGACCCCUGCCCCACUGAUGGAAGAACUCAAGGAAAAAGCGAAAGCCGAAGGACUUUGGAACCUUUUCCUCCCCUUGGACACAGACCCCGAAAGAAAAUACGGAGCAGGGCUUACCAACAUGGAGUAUGCACACUUGUGUGAGCUGAUGGGAAAGUCUCUGUUUGCUCCUGAGAUAUUCAACUGUUCUGCUCCUGAUACCGGGAACAUGGAAGUUCUGGUGCGCUACGGCACAGAGGCCCAGAAGGCCCGCUGGUUGCCACAGCUGCUGGAUGGCAAGGCCCGCUCCUGCUUUGCUAUGACUGAGCCCCAGGUCGCCUCCUCGGACGCCACCAACAUCCAGUCUUCCAUCAGAGAGGAGGGCGACUCGUACGUGAUCAAUGGUCGCAAAUGGUGGAUCUCAGGCAGCCUGGAUCCGCGCUGUGAGCUUUGCAUAUUUAUGGGGAAAACAGAUGCACAGGCCCCCCGCCACCAGCAGCAGACCAUGCUCUUGGUUCCCAUGAACACCCCAGGCAUCAAGGUUCUCCGGCCUCUGACCGUCUAUGGACUGGACGACGCUCCAAGUGGCCAUGGAGAAGUCCUUUUUGAGCAGGUGCGUGUACCCAAGGAGAAUGUGUUGCUGGGCCCUGGUCGAGGGUUCGAGAUCGCCCAGGGCAGACUGGGUCCAGGCCGGAUCCAUCACUGCAUGCGGCUGAUUGGGUACUCGGAGAGAGCACUAGCACUUAUGAAGGAACGGGCCAAGUCCCGAGUGGCCUUCGGGAAGCCCCUGAUCGAGCACGGCACAAUCCUGGCUGAUAUCGCCCAGUCGCGCGUGGAGAUCGAGCAGGCCCGGCUGCUGGUGCUCAAAGCGGCUCACCUCAUGGACGUGGCUGGAAAUAAGGCUGCCGCUUUAGAAAUCGCCAUGAUUAAACUGGUGGCCCCAUCCAUGGCGUAUCGUGUCAUUGACCGAGCUAUUCAGGCCUUCGGAGCAGCAGGGCUGAGCAGCGACUACCCACUGGCCCAGUUCUUUGCCUGGGCCCGAGUUCUGCGCAUUGCUGAUGGUCCCGAUGAGGUGCACCGGGCAACUGUGGCCAAGCUGGAGUUGAAGCCCUCGGUGUAAUCAUAGGUGUAAAUCUGUGUGCGGUGUGAACCCCAUACCUCUGCUGGG
This is a messenger RNA of Suncus etruscus (white-toothed pygmy shrew), 3331 nucleotides long. RefSeq names its product acyl-CoA dehydrogenase family member 10 (gene ACAD10). The record is from RefSeq and is a predicted model, not a curated record. Bases 113 to 3283 code for a protein of 1056 amino acids. The transcript has 21 exons. Lineage: Eukaryota; Metazoa; Chordata; Mammalia; Eulipotyphla; Soricidae. Gene Ontology annotation, molecular function: oxidoreductase activity, acting on the CH-CH group of donors; flavin adenine dinucleotide binding.